This is a messenger RNA of Punica granatum (pomegranate), 4538 nucleotides long. The record is from RefSeq and is a predicted model, not a curated record. NCBI's taxonomy places the organism in Eukaryota, Viridiplantae, Streptophyta, Magnoliopsida, Myrtales, Lythraceae.
AUCUUUAACUGACUCUCCUACGAGGCCUCCAAAAACAAGAAACGCAUUCUUCUCCGGUUAUCUCUCAGGGUUACUCUCAAAGGUUCUUCAUGAUCAUCAGCGUCGCAAUUGUAACCAAAAAAUGCAGACUUCACGCAGUGAUCAUCAGGUGUAUCAGCGGAGAGCUAAAACAAUAGUCAACAGCAUUGCAGAGAUAAAUGCAGGUCACUCGGAGCGAAAACUGCCAUUCCCACCAAAACUUGUUCAGGUCUAUGCUAGGAGGCGGCAGAACGUGAGGAUGAGCAGGUUAAAGGCAGAGUUAGCAGAUUCUGCUGCCAUGGAUAUCUUGGACGAAAAUAGAGAGGAUCAUGAUCUCGGUGAAGGUGAACAGCGUAGUACAGGAGGCGAACUUCUAAAUUUUGUUCUGGCUGAUGGCACGGCACUGCAUGGAAGCAAAACUGACAGGCAUAAAGAAGUCUGGGAGGGUGCCGAAGUCACCAAUUUACUAGAUGCCUUUAGUGCCGAGGAUGCUGCAUUGGCUGGAAUUAGUUUCACUGAACUGUUGAGCUCAUCUAUUGCACCAAAUAUCGAAUCCUUCAGUAUAGAAAGAAUUUCUGCAGUUGAUGGUGAUCGCAAUAAUGGAGACGUGCAAGUUGAAAAGGGAGAUGCCGGCUGUUUUACGAGUCUUGGCCUUAAUCAGGCUCGUUGUGGCCAAGCAACUGGGAGCACGGCAAGCCUCGAAACAUUUAGUAUGAAAAGAGGUUCUGCAGCGGAUGGUGGUGAUCAAGGUAACGGUGAAGAUCAGGUUGCUAAGGAAAACACCACCUACUCUACAAGUUUAGUCCCUGAUCAGGCUUGUCACGACCACACAACAGGGAGCACUUCAAGGGAAGAUGCCUUUGCUCCUCCGACUCCAUUGCACAGUCGCAAUGUGCACAAGAUACGCAGAAUUGGCAUCGAUUUAAACAAGGCACCAAGGCCGAAACCAAGGAAGAAGAAGCAUGCCAUCCCCAAAAUUGCUACUGGAAAACCUGUGAGAACUCCAAAGCUUGAAACUCGAGAGAAUGGUUCCUCUACAGGAAAAAGGAAGUAUGUGCGGAAAAAUGUUGUGGAAGGUUCAUCAACACCAUUUGUAGAAGAAUCACCCAGGAAGAAUGUGAGGAAGAAUCAGUCGCCGAAUACUCCCAUUGAGGAUGCUUUGAGGGAAUAUUCUUCUCCUAGCUGUAAAUCUUCUCCGAGUGUUAUCCAAAAAGCAAGUGACCCAACUUUUGGACUUAGAGAGAAAUCGUGUAAGCGGCGCUUGAACUUUGAUGAGUUCCCGAAGGUAGAUGUGAAGGGAUAUGAUCGUACUGAGAAUUUUGACCUCAAUUUGCUACCUCAAGAAUUGAUAUCUCAACCUCGAGUUCAGGGUAGAGUGAUUAGAAGAAGUCAAUGUCUCAUUGGAAGUCGAAAAGUUGGGCCAAAUUUUCCAGAGAUAUACAAGGGGAAGAGAACCGAGAGGCAUCGAAAAGCAUUUCUGGGCUGUCUUCCUUGUUUCCCAAGAAGUUUCAAGAAGAAGAGGUCUAUUAGGAGGUCUAGAGCAAAUAUACCUGGACUCUGGUUACUUAUAUUAGAAGUUGUUCAUGAAAAACAAAGAAAAUUGUUGCAGAGGAGGCAGCUGAAAAUGAAAGGUUUGAAGGUAAAGAAUGCGAAAGAGAAAUCUACUGAAAUUGUUGAGGGGGGACAACAGAGUCGUAAUAAUGCUCAGAUGGGUGAUAUGAUAAUUGAAGCUUCUCCAAAAAAAGCACCAAAGAAAAGAGCCGGUACAACAAAAGGCCUAGUGGAAAAACUGCUCGAACAAAACAUUCAGAAGCUGAUGCGUUUGAGUAUUGAAGAUGGAGUUGGCACUCUGAGUUUGGUUCCUUAUAAGCCUAAGCAAAAGGCACCAAAGGUCCUUCUAGACGCUGAAACCAUGAGAGCAUGGAAUAAAUUGAUGAUGUUAGAGUAUGCGGACAAUGACAACAGCGGGGAAACAGAAAAAGACGAAAGAUGGGAAAGAGAGAGAGAUAAGUUUCGUUUAUGGGUUGAGAACUUCACCGCUUAUAUGCACAUGAUCCUAGGAGAUAGACGUUUCACGCCAUGGAAAGGUUCAGUCGUAGACUCGGUGGUUGGAGUUUUCCUCACUCAGAAUGUAUCAGAUUAUCUCUCUAGCUCUGCUUUUAUGUCACUCUGCGCCAAGUUUCCUCCUAAGUCAGCAAAUGAAGAUAGAGAAGAUGCGAAAAUUGACGAGCGUGCGGAGCGAAUUGCGAGUAAUGCGGGAUUUGUCGAGUCUGAAACAGAAUUGGAUGAUGGGACAAGAAAAGGGUCUGAUGAAUGCUCAGGUGUAGAUCAAGGAAGCAGAUAUGUGCAGAACAUGCCUUCACUUUCAACUGAAUCGAAAAAUCUUUGUAAUGUCUUUCCAUUUCCUGCCAAAGGCUCUCCCUCAAUUUGUCUUUCCCAAGAAAGUAGCCCAUUUCCAGAAGAUGUGAUCGAGAAGAUUGAUUCGGUAAAUGUUCGAGCUGAGAGACGAGUCCAAAGUGACCCAAUAUUCGAAGAAAUUAGUGAAAAAGAUCAUGCUCAAGUGGAAAACGAAACAGCUUCUCCGAGCAGAAAGAAGAAGAGUGUUUCUCAGAAGGAAAAGAAGACAGUGGACCCCGCAGAAUGGGAAAGAUUAAGGAAAAUAUAUUCAACUGAUGGACCAAGACCUAAGGAUCAUAUGGACUCGGUGGACUGGGAGGCAGUGAGAUGUGCAAAGCUCGAGGAAGUAGCCGAGACAAUUAGAGAACGAGGUCAGCAUUAUAUCAUCGCGUCACGAAUACAGGAAUUCCUCACGGGUUUGGUUACGCUGCAUGGUAGUAUCGACCUUGAAUGGUUACGUAACUGUCCACCCAAUAAAGCGAAAGAUUACCUUCUAAAAGUGAAUGGAUUGGGACUGAAAAGUGUUGAAUGUGUACGACUUUUGUGUCUUCGAAAUAUGGCCUUCCCGGUCGAUACUAAUGUUGGGCGCAUAGCAGUCCGUCUUGGUUGGGUACCAUUACUACCUCUACCAGAUAACCUUCAAUUGCAUCUGCUUGAAAAAUACCCGAUAAUGGACGAGAUUCAAAGGUAUCUAUGGCCACGAAUUUGUACUCUUCACCAGCGAACACUAUACGAGCUGCAUUAUCAUCUGAUUACAUUUGGAAAGGUUUUUUGCACAAAGAGAAGUCCGAAUUGCAAUGCGUGUCCACUAAGGGGGGACUGCAAACAUUUUGCAAGUGCAUUUGCAAGUUCAUUUCCCCUCCCACCACCACGGGAUGAAAGUGUGGUGACCUCGGUGGUACCUGUUUCAGCCGAUGAAAAUAAUUUCGACCAGAGCUCAACAGUCAUUAGAAAUUCCGUCCCGUUGUUGGAGCCAAACAGUCAGGCCAGUAUCUGUCAGCCUAUUAUUGAGGAGCCAGCGACCCCAGAACCAGAGACUUGUAUCUCACCGUUGAGGGAUAUUGAAGAUCUUUGCCUUGGCAAUGAUAGUGAUGAUGAAAUCCCAACCAUAAAGCUGAAUUCGAGUGCAUUUGUUGAUAAUUUGUGUAGUAUCAUGAACGAGAAUAACAGGCCGAUUCAAGAUGCUUCAAAAGCACUGGUUGUUUUGACACCGGAAGCUGCAUCCAUUCCUUCGACUAAGCUGAAGUAUGUCGGUCGUCUAAGGACGGAACACGAAGUGUACGAGCUCCCAGAUGACCAUCCCCUUGUGAGAUCGCUUGAUAGACGCGAACCUGAUGAUCCAUGCCCUUACCUUCUUGCCAUAUGGCCCACUGGUCCAUUAGAAUUGCCGGAAUCAAGAUGCGAGUCUGAAACCCCAGGAGACUUGUGUAACAAUGAAAGAUGCUUAUCUUGUCAUGCUUGUGGGGAUUGGAGUCCGAAGACAGUUAAAGGAACGAUACUGAUACCAUGUCGAACGGCAAUGAGGGGUUCAUUUCCUUUAAAUGGGACAUACUUUCAAGUAAAUGAGGUUUUUGCUGAUGAUGAAUCUAGUCGUGACCCGAUCGACGUUCCUAGGGAUUCGAUAUGGUUCUUAACAAAAAGAAUAGCGUAUUUCGGGACCUCAACCACUACUAUUUUGAGAGGAUUACCGAUCCAGAAAAUUCAGAAAUGCUUUUGGCAAGAAUUUGUUUGCGUACGAGGAUUUGAUCGCAAGACUAGGGCUCCUAGGCCUCUAUCGAUCCGGUUCCAUCGUCCUACAAGCAAGACAGGCAAAGGAGCUGCUGCUGCUGCUGCUGCUGCAGAUGAUGAGUAGGCCGAAGUGUGAGAAAGGUGGGAAGAAACUCGACGAGCUGUGAGGGAGGGAGGGAGUUAGGAGGCUGGCCAUUCAGGGGUACGCCCAUUGUAUAUACCGAUUGAAUUGAAUCAUUCUUAUGUUAAAAAAUUAGGCAGAAAAAUUGCCCGCGACAAAUGUCGCUGCUUCUAUGUUUAAUUUAUUUGUAGUCAUCCAAUCUUUAGGAGGAUUGCAACCAGCUGCUGAUAUCUGUUAUGAACAUUGUGAGCAAUCAUUAGGUCUUUCCCGUAUU